Bipolaris sorokiniana ND90Pr is the source of this 663-nucleotide messenger RNA. RefSeq lists its product as uncharacterized. The annotation marks the transcript as partial. Gene Ontology annotation, molecular function: catalytic activity. Lineage: Eukaryota; Fungi; Ascomycota; Dothideomycetes; Pleosporales; Pleosporaceae. Gene Ontology annotation, biological process: nucleoside metabolic process. The transcript is spliced from 2 exons. The record is from RefSeq and is a predicted model, not a curated record.
AAAUUCGGACUGCUGUUUAGCAUUGGAGGCGGCGUGCCGACCCAAACGGACAACGGACCCGUUUAUUUUGGAGAUAUAGUAGUGAGCAAGCUAGAGCGGGAUAACUCUAUCGCAAUCCAGUACGAUCACGAUAAAACUCUAGAAAGUCACUUUUGUCGUACUGGAUAUCUUGUUCAACCACCUAAAGUCCUCCUCAACGCUGCACAGGGUCUGUCGAUUGAGCAAAUCAUCACAGAGGAUGAUUUGGUUCCGCCCCACUUCCAAAGGAUCAAUACUAGGAUACCAAUGCUUCGGAAGUACAGAUACCCAGGCCCGGAUAGAGAUAAUCAAUACAGGUCCGACUACCCACAUCGUGUUAGAGGAUCUCCAUGCCAUAUCUGUGUAUGCGAUCCCUUACAACGGACUAUGAUCGCAGCUCACGGAUUAUAUGUAGUUCAUCACAGAACAAUUGCCACAAGCGAGAAAGUUAUUAAAGAUAGUUGGCUGAGAGAUAAGCUAUACAAAUCACAUGGCGCUCUCUGCUUUAAGAUAGAGGCCGCAGGGGUGAUGAACGAUUUCCCAUUCCUUAUCAUCCGUGGGAUUUCAGACUAUGCCGAUUCCCAUGAAAAUGAUGGCUGGCAAGGCUACGUAUCCGCAUCCGCUGCGACGUAUGCAAGACAACUA